CUCCGCUGCGGACUCUCCCCGGGGACCCGCAGGUGUCGCUGCCCCCUGGGCCUGCGCUAGCCGCAGGCCCCUGACCCACCCACCGCACCCCGGAGCCGGCAUUUCCUGCUUCCUGCGUCGUCGUAGGGCCGCAGCUGUGCAGGAGCUGGGGAGCGCGCAGCCGUAGGCAGGGUGACCUGCAUGCCGAACGCGGCCCCCCCGCCAUGGACCCGGAGCCCGGCGGCGCAGCCGCGUGGUGCUCUACCCCGAGGCGUCGCGCAGGUGCCGGCCGCGUGCGGAGCGCCAGAGCCGCGCGCAGCGCUGCCUGCUGCUGCUCGUGGCCAUCGUGGGCUUCCAGGUGUUGAACGCCAUCGAGAACCUGGACGACAACGCGCAGCGUUACGACCUCGACGGGCUGGAGAAGGCGCUGCAGCGCGCCGUGUUCGGGCAGCCUGCCGCUGUGAGCCGCAUUAUGGCGCUGCUGCGGGACUACCUGGCCACGCACGUGCACAGCCGCCCGCUGCUCCUGGCGCUGCACGGGCCCAGCGGCGUGGGCAAGAGCCACGUGGGCCGCCUGCUGGCGCGCCACUUCCGCGCGGUGCUGGAGGACGGCGCGCUCGUGCUGCAGUACCACGCGCAGCACCACUGCCCCGAGCCGCACGCUGCGCAGGGCUGCCGCGCGGAGCUGGCGCGCCGGGUGGCGGAGGUGGUGGCGCAGGCCGAGGCCGAGGAGAAGACACCGCUUGUGGUGCUGGACGAGGCAGAGCGCCUGCCGCCGGCGCUGCUGGAUGAGCUGCACGGCCUCCUGCAGCCACAGCGCGCGCACCACUUCCACAACGCCAUCUACGUGCUGCUGAGCGGGGUGGGCGGUGCCGAGGUCACACGCUUCGUGCUGCAGAACGCCUCGCGCGCCCCGGCCCCAGGCCCCGAUGACACCGCGGCUGAGGAGGAGCUUCGCGCGCGCCUCCACGCGCUCCUGGUGCGCGAGCACCCGCUGUGGAGCUCUGCAGCCGUCGUGCCCUUCUUGCUGCUGGACAAGCGGGACGUGGUUAGCUGCUUCCGGGACGAGAUGGCGGGGGAGGGCUUCUUCCCGGAGCAGGCUCGAGCUGAGCGCCUGGCGGAUCAGCUCAGCUACUACCAGGUCUCGGGCCGCGAGUUUGCCGUCACAGGCUGCAAGCAGGUGGUGGCCACAGUGAACCUCUUGUAGCGCAGGUGCCGACUCUGGGAUAAGGGCUGUGAGCUGCGGCCAGGGCUUGGUCGCCUGAGGAGCGAGGGAGUGGGUUGGUGGUUGGGCUCCAAGGGGUAGAAGUCCCACUUGUACCUCCACCCCAGAGCUCCCAGAGCAUCCCUGGGGUCGCUGGCAGUCACCUUCCUGUCUUUUUUUCUUUUUCUUUUUCUUUUUCUUUUUUUUUUGUCUUUUUGAGACAGGGUCUUGCUAUGCAG
This is a messenger RNA of Chinchilla lanigera (long-tailed chinchilla), 1422 nucleotides long. RefSeq names its product torsin family 4, member A (gene Tor4a). Gene Ontology annotation, molecular function: ATP binding; ATP hydrolysis activity. Gene Ontology annotation, cellular component: endoplasmic reticulum lumen; nuclear envelope. NCBI's taxonomy places the organism in Eukaryota, Metazoa, Chordata, Mammalia, Rodentia, Chinchillidae. The record is from RefSeq and is a predicted model, not a curated record.